Messenger RNA from Daphnia pulicaria, 2736 nucleotides. Its product is annotated as zinc finger protein ZIC 1-like. Lineage: Eukaryota; Metazoa; Arthropoda; Branchiopoda; Diplostraca; Daphniidae. Gene Ontology annotation, biological process: regulation of transcription by RNA polymerase II; central nervous system development. The coding region runs from base 119 to 1993 and encodes 624 amino acids. The record is from RefSeq and is a predicted model, not a curated record. Gene Ontology annotation, molecular function: DNA-binding transcription factor activity, RNA polymerase II-specific; RNA polymerase II cis-regulatory region sequence-specific DNA binding. Gene Ontology annotation, cellular component: nucleus. The transcript has 2 exons.
AGAAGAAGUUUGCUGGAGAGGUGCCCAGCAGCGCUGGUUGAAAGACAGACUAGACCAACAAGAGGGUGAGUCCUGCUGAGAAAGGCAUUAUUCGAGUGUUGGGUGUCCUAGCGCGAGCAUGACUGCUGCCCUGAGCGCCUCUGUGAUGGAUCACGGUUUCCACAAGCGGAACCAAAGCUUCUUGGUCGGACAUCAUCACCAUCACCCCGUUGUUCACCAUCCGCACCACCACCACCACCACCAGAACUUUAACGGCGUGACCAGUUUCAACUUCAGUUCAGUGCCCGUUCAUUCGCAAUUGAGCAGCAGUGCCGGUGCUGAUCAAUCCAACAACAGCAACAGCAACAAUAACAACAAUAACAACAGCAACAACAGCGGAGUGUUGUCGUCGUCGUCAGUGACGUCCGCAGACACUUCGACGUCGACCAGCACUUUGACGAGCUCAUCGGCUGCGUCUUCUUCCGUGUCGUCGGCCAGUUCGUCCAAUUCCUCGGCCAUGCUGAACCCCUUCGCAAUGGACGGCGGCCACAUGGGCCUCAAGCUGGCCCAGUCCGGCUCGCACACGCACACGACCAUGUCGGCCGGCGACCAGGGCCAGCACUUUGCCCAGUCGGCCUAUCCGGUCUCUCACCAUCCGCACGGGCCGCCGCACGUCGGCUCCUACGCCGCCCGCGAUUUCCUCCUGCGACGCGACGCCAUGUCGACGCUGGACGCCCACUCGGGCCAGCACCACCACUCGCACAUGUUCCCGGGUCCUUCGGCGGCGGCGGCUCUGGCGGCCGAGCACGCGGCAGCAGCGGCGGCCGCUGCCGGCAACGUCUCCCACCACGCCGGCCCCCACCACGUCCUGUUCCCGGGCCUAGUGGCCGGCGACCACCACCAUCACCACCACCACCACCAGGCCGUCCAGCAGGCCAUGAACCACCAGCAGAUGCGGCUGCCCAUGGAAAUGUACUCGCGCGAGCAGUUCCACAGCGUGUCGGGCAUGACGGCGGCGGCGGCGGCGGCCAACCAGUUCCACACGGCCAUCAGCAACCCGAUGGCGUCGAUGACGCCCAUGGCCCACCACCACGCGGCCCACCACGCUCACCAGGCGGCCCAGGCGGCGGCCCAGGCGGCGGCCCACGCUCACGCCGGCUCGGGUGCCUUCUUCCGCUACAUGCGGCCGCCGAUCAAGCAGGAGCUGUCGUGCAUGUGGAUCGACGCCGAGCAGCCCAGCCCCAAGAAGACGUGCAACAAGUUGUUCAAUUCGAUGCACGAAAUCGUGACGCACAUCACAGUGGAACAUGUCGGCGGGCCCGAGUGCACCAAUCACGCCUGCUUCUGGCAGGGCUGCUGCCGCAACGGCCGCCCCUUCAAAGCCAAGUACAAACUAGUGAAUCACAUUCGAGUCCACACGGGCGAGAAACCCUUUCCGUGCCCCUUUCCCGGAUGCGGCAAAGUGUUCGCCAGGAGCGAAAACCUCAAAAUCCACAAACGGACGCACACAGGCGAGAAGCCGUUCAAAUGCGAAUUCGACGGCUGCGACCGGCGGUUCGCCAACAGCUCCGACCGGAAGAAGCACUCGCACGUGCACACGUCGGAUAAGCCGUACAACUGCAAAGUGCGCGGCUGCGACAAGUCGUACACGCACCCGUCGUCGCUGCGCAAGCACAUGAAGGUGCACGGCAAGAGCACGCCGCCCAACGGGUCCAGCUACGACUCGGACAAUCCGGACAACGACAGCGACAGCGACUCGUCGCCUUCCAGCUCGCCUUCGCCGACGCCCACCCCGUCGUCGACCGGCUCCCACGUCCAGGGACACACCGGCCUCGGCCACUCGGGCAACAACAGUCUGCUGGGCUCGUUGCCCAUCAACCACUCGACCAACUUGUCCGAGUGGUACAUUUGCCAAAGUGCGGCCGGCAUGCCUACCCCGCCGUCCACCGAGCACUCGCCCAUCGGACCAGUGACCCACUUACACCACCCAGCACCUUCAACAGUGGCUUACUGACCGCUCAAACAACAACCCAUCAAGUCACUUAGCGCUCGCUCAACAUUCUCUCCGUCUUGAAAAAUCGAUUGUCCAAUCAGGCCUUGACACACACACACGCACACACUCCCGCCUCUCUUUUUUUGUUUUUUUGAAUUUCGAUCCGGGUGCUCUACUACAGAAAUAUGAUUCGAUUCUUUUGACGUGGGCCCUUAUCUCUUUGACUCUAGACGAAACCUGUCAACAUCUGCAACGAUUAUUUAAAGACAAACACACGAAAAUGUAUCAUCAGUUUGAUGCCGCAAGUUGAUUAGAGCCGCCGCAACCACCAAUCACCACCACCACCACCUUCACCCCCAUUCAAUCCUCAAAAGGCUGCACUUGAUUCAGUUCUUUAAUUCUCUCACUUAUUACCUUCAGACUCCCAACUUGUGGCUUUUCAUCUUUUUUUUUCUUUCUUUUCAGAAGAACAUUUUGUUUUCUCCCUUUGAUACGUGACUACUUAUUAUUGUUUCAUUCGAUUCAGUAUCCGCAAUUUUUUUAGAUUUUUUUAAUUUGAUUUUUGAUUUUUACGAAAUAUCGAUUGAUCCGUCUGUACAGCCGUGCCCAUAUGCAAACGCCUGUGUGUAAAUUUUUGAAAAAGUCUGUGUAUACUACCUGCUAUCGCUAGUUCGUUGAGUGUUUAUGUCCGAAAAAAAAACUUGCAGAUCUACUCUUACAAGAAAGUAUUACAGUUGUUCUAUUAAAAAAAAUGUUCCGUUUGA